Molecule: messenger RNA, 509 nt
Organism: Desarmillaria tabescens
Lineage: Eukaryota; Fungi; Basidiomycota; Agaricomycetes; Agaricales; Physalacriaceae
Exons: 3
Coding region: 121-393 (90 amino acids)
Source: RefSeq, a predicted model, not a curated record
CCGCGCGCUUAUCAUUGGACGCCAAGACAGCUGACCAGGCUGUAGUCGUAUAUAAGUCGUUGAAUAACUCGGUUACAAGAGCAUAACCCCCAUCUAUUUCACCACUACACCUGUGACAAGAUGCGUCUCUCUCGAGCUUUUGCAUUUCUUGCCACAUCCCUGGCCCUUGUGCCUCAGGCCCAUGCAGGCCCCAUCGCAUAUGGCAUUUGCCAAACUGGCUGCAAUACCGUCGUGGUUGCGUGCUAUGCGGCUGCUGGAUUCACCUUCGGGACAGUCAUCGCAGCUCCUGCAGCUCCUGCUGCCGUUCUCGCCUGCAACGCUGCGCUGGGAACAGGCUUGUACAGAUGUUCCGCUGCCUGCGCUACCGUAGCUCUUUUGGCUCCGACUCCGUGAAGAUACAUGAAUUGAGGGUAUCAUAGUGCAAAGUUCGUUGAGCAAUGAGAAUUCUACAUAUGUGCCGUUCCGUGAUGAAAGUCCGCGUGUCCAUACACUGAGUGAUAGAGAGGAAG